Symbiodinium sp. CCMP2592 is the source of this 3390-nucleotide messenger RNA. The record is from the annotation of a GenBank genome assembly. NCBI's taxonomy places the organism in Eukaryota, Dinophyceae, Suessiales, Symbiodiniaceae.
AUGGCCAUGGUGAGAGCAGUGGCGGCGCUGGCCUUGUGCAUCGUUUACUUCGGCCCCGCGUGGUUCUCUUUGAUGCGGCCUAGAGUCUUUCUGGAGAAGAGUCGAAUCCGUGGCCCUGUGACACCGCAAGUGGACGUCGGCGAGGUCGAAGCCAACAAGAUUCAGAGUCCUGUGACGCGAGUUGUGUUCAUAAAGCUGCACUCCGUUGGCUCCGGCACGUUGGCAAGGAUCCUCUUCCACUAUGCAGACAAUCACAAUCUGACGUCUGCAGCCCCAGGCAAGUACUAUCCAUCUCACCGGCUGUUCCAUUCUACAGUUGGCCCAGAGGUCCUCAGAAGGAUGGCGACUGAGCACCCUGGCUCGAUUAACAUCUGGCCGAUGCAUGUCAUCUUGGACGAUGCGUUGGAUCUCAUUGUGCCUGGGAACGUGAAGAUUGCCUUUUUCCGCAAGCCCUUUGACCGCGUGAUGUCCAGCAUGAAGCACUUCCUGAGCUUCCCCGACCAGGUAAGCAUUGACAACACUUCUGCAGGGUACCAACAGCUGCUGAGCAACCAAGCACCCACGGCAUGGUGUGGAAAAGCCAAUGCAGAAGCACUGGACAAGUGCUGUGGGCCAAUGGCCGGGCAACCGAUGACGGAGCAGUUACCUCUGGAUGAAUUGCACAAGCUGGACUAUGUCAUGAUUCAAGAACAUUAUGACUGGUCGCUCUUGAUGUUGCGUCGGCGCUUGGGUUGGGGCCUUGCCGAUGUCCUCUACCUGAGCACUCACGUCAACAAGCUGCAGAAUCGACGCCCGGAGGAGCAGCAGCUGCUUGACGACAUUGCUGCGUACUUGAAAGCGGACGGCCGCACGCCGUGGGGAGACCGGUUCGUGAACAACUGCGUCAAGGGGCAGGAGGAGGAGACCUACGCCGCAGCCACGAAAAGAUUCGAAGAUCAGUGGAAGGCCUUCUCCCUUGCAGAGCAGCAGGAGAUGCGUGAAGAGCUCGUUUGUUUUCAAAGCGCCCUGAGCACCCUCUCCAGCUGCUGCGCGCGACAUGCGCAGGAUGCUUUCUGUGAGAUGAUGAAGGAGACAUCUGAGGAUUGGUUCAUGCGGCAUGGUGACAUCUUCGUCCAGCAGCCCAUGCCCUACCCCGGUCUGCAAGGGGGCAGUGGGUGUAGAGAUGAGGCCAUGUCCGCGUUGAGCUGCAAGUCAGUAAAGCCGGGGCCUUUGCAGUCAACUUCAGUCGCUUCAAGGUUUGUGGGUCGCGACCAGGAGCAUCCUGUGACGCGAGUUGUGUUCAUGAAGCUGCACUCCGUUGGCUCCGGCACGUUGGCAAGGAUCCUCUUCCACUAUGCAGACAAUCACAAUCUGACGUCUGCAGCCCCAGGCGAGUACUUCCCAAAGCCUUUCCAUUCUACAGUUGGCCCAGAGGUCCUCAGAAGGAUGGCGAUUGAGCACCCUGGCUCGAUUAACAUCUGGCCGAUACAUGCAGUCAUGGACGAGGCGUUGGAUCUCAUUGUGCCUGGGAACGUGAAGAUUGCCUUUUUCCGCAAGCCCUUCGACCGCGUGAUGUCCAGCAUGAAGCACUUCCUGACAUUCCCGGACCAGGUAAGCAUUGACAACACAUCUGCAGGGUACCAACAGCUGCUGAGCAACCAAGCACCCACGGCAUGGUGUGGAAAAGCCAAUGCAGAAGCACUGGACAAGUGCUGUGGGCCAAUGGCCGGGCAACCGAUGACGGAGCAGUUACCUCUGGAUGAAUUUCACAAGCUGGACUAUGUCAUGAUUCAAGAACAUUAUGACUGGUCGCUCUUGAUGUUGCGUCGGCGCUUGGGUUGGGGCCUUGCCGAUGUUCUCUACCUGAGCACUCACGUCAACAAACUGCAGAAUCGACGCCCGGAGGAGCAGCAGCUGCUUGACGACAUUGCUGCGUACUUGAAAGCGGACGGCCGCACGCCGUGGGGAGACCGGUUCGUGAACAACUGCGUCAAGGGGCAGGAGGAGGAGAUCUACGCCGCAGCCACGAAAAGAUUCGAAGAUCAGUGGAAGGCCUUCUCCCUUGCAGAGCAGCAGGAGAUGCGUGAAGAGCUCGUUUGUUUUCAAAGCGCCCUGAGCACACUCUCCAGCUGCUGCGCGCGACAUGCGCAGGAUGCUUUCUGUGAGAUGAUGGACGAGACGUCGGUUCAGUGGUUUGAACGACAUGGGGAUGUGUUCGUCCAGCAGCCCAUGCCCUACCCCGGCCUGCAAGGGGGCAGUGGGUGUAGAGAUGAGGCCAUGUCCGCGUUGAGCUGCAAGUCAGUAAAGCCGAGGCCUUUGCAGUCAACUGCAGUCGCUUCAAGGUUUGUGGGUCGCGACCAGGAGCAUCCUGUGACGCGAGUUGUGUUCAUGAAGCUGCACUCCGUUGGCUCCGGCACGUUGGCAAGGAUCCUCUUCCACUAUGCAGACAAUCACAAUCUGACGUCUGCAGCCCCAGGCGAGUACUUCCCAAAGCCUUUCCAUUCUACAGUUGGCCCAGAGGUCCUCAGAAGGAUGGCGAUUGAGCACCCUGGCUCGAUUAACAUCUGGCCGAUACAUGCAGUCAUGGACGAGGCGUUGGAUCUCAUUGUGCAGGGGAACGUGAAGAUUGCCUUUUUCCGCAAGCCCUUCGACCGCGUGAUGUCCAGCAUGAAGCACUUCCUGACAUUCCCGGACCAGGUAAGCAUUGACAACACAUCUGCAGGGUACCAACAGCUGCUGAGCAACCAAGCACCCACGGCAUGGUGUGGAAAAGCCAAUGCAGAAGCACUGGACAAGUGCUGUGGGCCAAUGGCCGGGCAACCGAUGACGGAGCAGUUACCUCUGGAUGAAUUUCACAAGCUGGACUAUGUCAUGAUUCAAGAACAUUAUGACUGGUCGCUCUUGAUGUUGCGUCGGCGCUUGGGUUGGGGCCUUGCCGAUGUCCUCUACCUGAGCACUCACGUCAACAAACUGCAGAAUCGACGCCCGGAGGAGCAGCAGCUGCUUGACGACAUUGCUGCGUACUUGAAAGCGGACGGCCGCACGCCGUGGGGAGACCGGUUCGUGAACAACUGCGUCAAGGGGCAGGAGGAGGAGAUCUACGCCGCAGCCACGAAAAGAUUCGAAGAUCAGUGGAAGGCCUUCUCCCUUGCAGAGCAGCAGGAGAUGCGUGAAGAGCUCGUUUGUUUUCAAAGCGCCCUGAGCACCCUCUCCAGCUGCUGCGCGCGACAUGCGCAGGAUGCUUUCUGUGAGAUGAUGGACGAGACGUCGGUUCAGUGGUUUGAACGACAUGGGGAUGUGUUCGUCCAGCAGCCCAUGCCCUACCCCGGCCUGCAAGGGAGCAGCAUGUGCCGUGAGAAGAGUAUCUCUCGGCUUGCACUGUGCAGUCUUGAAUUGCUUAGUGGGAAAUAG